This is a messenger RNA of Boeremia exigua, 3500 nucleotides long. RefSeq lists its product as uncharacterized. Bases 137 to 3403 code for a protein of 1088 amino acids. The transcript is spliced from 3 exons. Gene Ontology annotation, cellular component: nucleus; cyclin/CDK positive transcription elongation factor complex. Lineage: Eukaryota; Fungi; Ascomycota; Dothideomycetes; Pleosporales; Didymellaceae. Gene Ontology annotation, biological process: protein phosphorylation; transcription elongation by RNA polymerase II; positive regulation of transcription elongation by RNA polymerase II. The record is from RefSeq and is a predicted model, not a curated record. Gene Ontology annotation, molecular function: cyclin-dependent protein serine/threonine kinase activity; cyclin binding; RNA polymerase II CTD heptapeptide repeat kinase activity.
UCGUUGCGUUCUGGGUCAUCAGGCCGAAGGUCGCCUGCUGGUGGAGUUCUGACGCUCGGUCCGGUUGUGACACUCAGACUCCCGCGAACCUUCUGAAAGCUGCACCUACCCCAGUUCUGAUGAUAUUCCCGCCUACAUGGCUGGGUUGCGAAGGACCCAGGAAAUAGACCAGUGGAGACCAGAGGAACCGUCACUCCGGGACAGGGACAGAAGUAGGGAGCGCCCGCGCGAGCGCAUCCACGAACCACGAACGUCGUCGCCCGUGUCGCGCGCUGCGAGGGACACCUCCAGGCGGACACACGAGUCCGGCACGCAGCCUUCAGCUCCACACGCUCGAGAGCGGUCGCGCGCGAGGAGCCCGAGUCGGGACCGCACGCGUCGCCGCAGUCGCGGUGCCUCGAGGGACGAUCGUUAUCGAGCCUCGCGAAGAGAGCCCAGUGCGGACAGGGUUUCGCACCCACACCGGCACCACCACCGCACCCACCACGACACGACGCCAUCCUCGAAGCGCCAUCGCAGCCGCUCUGCAUCUCCGCGAGACAGUCACAAGCGGACCAGACGGCACGGCAGCCGCAGCUCUGUGCGCUCGAGAUCGAGGACGCGCCGCGCUGACUCGACGCAUCGCUCGUCUGCCAGAGCCUACUCUCCACGUGCACCACGCCCAGAUCGCGACCGCGCCUCCCGACGACCAACGCCCGACACAUACGUCCCGCCGUCGUCGGCUCGUCGCCGCUCGCCGUCUACCGACUCCUACAGGCCGCUAUCACAUCGACCACGCAAACGGACUCCUUCACCUGUGAGGGGCUCCCGGCGUGCUCUCAGCCCUCGCCGAUCUCCACCCAGGAAACCCGCCGAUCGGGGCGACACUACCGCCUCAGAAAGGCAGCGCACGCGGCCCGCUAGCCGCGACCGGAGUCGUAGUCGUGGUCCUAGGCGCGCUAGGUCACCCUCUCCACAUCGCCGACGGUCGCCUCCGUUGUCGAGGAGGUCCUCUCCACCAAGAGCACGGAACAGCAGGCCCUCGCCACGUAGAGAUCGUUCUCCUCGAGGCUCAAGCCGCCGAUCUAGGUCACCUGUUCCGUCGUCUCGGAACGACACUGUUAAGCCACCUCGUGCAGACCAGCCUGCCUCCAGACGGGACUCGCCCGCACCUGCAUCUGGCGACAACUCUGACGCCUCUAACAGCAAGACUGACGACCCCAACAUGAGGGGGGCUUACCAUCAACAGGGACGUGGAGGUCCGGGCUACCAACACACCCCUCCUUAUCCUGCACACAACCAAUACUCUCCUCACAAUCAGUCGCCUUACCAUGGCAGUAGAGGUGGCUGGAACGGCCAUCAAUACUCCAACCAAGGAUCUCCCGUACAUGGCUACUCGCCGAACCAGUCGCCUUACCACCAGACGCAGAACUACUCACCGCAGUACCCUGGAAGCCAGUCAUACCCACAGGGCGGUUAUUCCAACGCAUCGUAUCGUGGUGGUCGUGGCACUCACUACAAUGGCUCUGAUCGCCGACCGUCAGGACCUGGUCCGCACGCUGCUUUUGGCCAAGGCGGCCGUGGUCGUGGCGCAGCGCCUACACAGUUCUCGAACCUGUCUUGGACUCCGGCAUCUGGCACCAGAGGUGGCAGGCCUGCUACAGAGGCACCCCGCCCAAACCCUCCAGCGGCCCAACCAGCAGCAGAAGCGCCUUCUGUCGAUGCGGAUGAUAAUCCCUUCCGUCCAUCGAAAGACUUGCGGGUUGAGGACGAGGGGCCGAAGGAAGACAAGAAGAUGCCACCACCCGUGAAACGCACUGCUGUCACACCGACGCAACCGAAGUCUGGCUUCAGCUUUUCUCUGAAGACGAAGAAUCCGGUACCUGUGGCCAGCAAGGCCAAAGCAGAGGAGCCCGAGAAGGUCGAGUCAGCAUCGAAAGAGUCGCCACUCGAGCCUAAGAAAGACGUUGCGUCUCGCGAUCGAUAUGCCUCCGAUGUUCGAAACGACCGCGAUCGCGAUUAUAAAUACGACCGUGAGCGGGAGCGAGAGCGAGAGCGCGACUACCGAGAACGAGACCGGAGGUAUGACUAUCACGACCGGGCGCCGGCAUACAGGGACCCUCGAGACAGAGAUCCUCGCGACCUGCGAGAUGUGCGAGACCCUCGAGACUCUCGAGACCCGUACUUUCGUGAGAGAGAUAGGGACUACAGAGACCCCCGUGACAGGGACCUUCGCGACCCUAGAGAUAUUCGUGAUGUGAGGGAUCGUGAUCGCGAUCCGCGAGACUUGCGCGACCCUCGCGACCUCAGAGAUUCACGAGAUUCACGAGACGUCAGAGAACUUCGUGACGCGCGCGAUCGUCGCGAACAUUAUCUGCCGCGACGACCAGACGACCGUCGACCGGAGCCACGUGUCGAGAAUCGCAUCGACAACCGUCAGGAUCGCAGGGCACCCCCUGAGGUACCGAAGACUGUCAUGGUCAAGCGGAAGCGGAUCAAAGCUCGACCGACUCUGUCUGUGGAUUUCGCAGCCUCUGAUUCUGUCUACUACCGAAAGCCAGGUAAUGAGUCGGUGGUUGGCUCAGGCACAUACGGUAAGGUCUUUAAGGGCAUCCAUGUCUACACAAAGGACCAGGUUGCUCUCAAGAAGAUCCGUAUGGAAGGCGAACGUGAUGGUUUCCCUGUCACCGCGAUUCGAGAAGUCAAGCUACUCCAGUCUCUGAACCACGAGAACAUUGUCAAGCUGCGCGAAGUCAUGGUCGAGAAGAACGACUGCUACAUGGUCUUCGAAUAUCUCUCGCACGAUCUCACUGGUCUGCUCAACCACCCCACCUUCAAGCUGGAGCAGUCGCACAAGAAAGAUCUGGCAAAGCAACUUUUUGAAGGCCUGGAUUACCUCCACCGACGAGGCGUGUUACAUCGCGAUAUCAAAGCUGCCAACAUCUUGGUUUCCAACACCGGACAGCUGAAGCUGGCAGACUUUGGUCUCGCGAGGUUCUACGCCAAGCGAAGCAAGCUGGACUACACCAACCGCGUCAUCACAAUAUGGUACCGUUCUCCAGAGCUGCUUCUCGGCGAAACGCAGUACGGCCCUGCCGUAGACAUCUGGUCAGCAGCCUGUGUCCUGGUCGAAAUAUUCACUCGCCACGCCAUCUUCCCUGGCGACGGCGGCGAAAUCAACCAGUUGGACAAGAUCUACAACAUUCUUGGCACACCCACCAAAGAGGAUUGGCCCGGCAUAGUCGACAUGCAAUGGUUCAACCUCCUGCGCCCAACCGAACGCAAACCCGCCACCUUCGAAGACAAAUACCGCGACCCGCCUCAGCCCUAUGGCCUUCGAGCUCCUGCAAGCCAUGUUUCUGUACGACCCCGCCGCGCGCCCAACCGCCGCAGACGUCCUCGAGCACCCCUUCUUCACCAGUGAGCAGCCGCCGUCGAAGCGCGCAGAGGCCCUGAAGGAACUCGAAGGCGACUGGCACGAGUUUGAGAGCAAGGCGCUGAGGAAGGAGAAGGAGAAGGCG